CUUUUUUUCACCUAAUAAAUCCACUACAAACUUAAUUCGCCACUAUACUAACAACUUUUCGAUUAUGCCAUCAACUAAAAUCCGCACCUUCUUUAUUAAAUCCAGCUUCCAGCUCUUAUAUUCGAUUGCACACAACUCAUCUGCCUUGAAAAAAAUUCCAUUCUCAUUUUUCGGUUCAGUCUAGUCCAAGUCUUAUAUUGUCUAGUCUGCCUCACUUACAAAUCUCACAUGAUCCACACAAAAACACAAUCAAUCAUCAACCAAAUUUGUUUUGAUUCAAACAUGUAACCAUCUCAAUCUGACUUAUAUAAAAAGGCAAUAAUUUCCUUCCAAGAACUUGCAAUAAUCCACCCACCAAAAAUUAGAGAAAAGAUGAAUCAGUGUGUGCCCAAUUGGGAUGUCGAAGAAAAUCACUACUCUCUUCCUAAUUCCCAUAGACAACAAAAUCUCCGUGCUCAUUCCAACUCCUCUAGUUCUUUAGCCCCUGAUGUUCCUACGUUAGACUAUGAAGUGACGGAGCUGACGUGGCAAAAUGGGCAGCUGGCGAUGCAAGGAUUGGGUCUUCCCCGGGGUAAAUCGGCGGUGGCUGCUGCCGCACCGGCGGUGGCCGUCAAAUAUACUUGGGAAAAACAACUUCCGGCCGGGGGAACUCUUGAGGCGGUAGUAAACCAAGCCCUCCCAAACCGGAAGGCUAAAGUCGUGCAGCAAAGCUGCGACGGCAAUGAGCUGGUGCCGUGGUUCGACAACCGCCACCACCACCAUCGGCAGCCGGCAGCCACCGGUUCGUCACUCGGUUUGACCACCAUGGAUGCCUUGGUCCCAUGCAACAAUAACAACAACAACAAGUGCGAGAAUGACCGUCACGUGCCGGGAUCCGGCACGUGCGUGGUGGGGAUGGGCUGCUCCGCCACGCAUGUGGCUUCAUGCAGCGCCGCCACCACGAGCAACGCCCGGGUUCCACGUGUCAGCGGAACCACCGCCACGGCGGGUGAACAGAGCUGCAGCAUUAGUACCACCUUCGGAACAGUCGACACGUGCGACCGGGAACUUGUCGUCACCCCCGGCGGCGGCUUUACCUCUACUACUUCUCUUGGGUCGCCGGAAAACGCCAGCUCCGCCGCCAAACACUCCGGCAAGACCCUUGAUGAACAUGACUCCGCUUGUCAGAGCAGAAAUGAGAGGGACGCCGAAGAGGAGAAGAAGAAAGGAAAUGGAAAGAGGAGUAGAGCCGCAGCAAUUCACAACCAGUCUGAACGUAAAAGAAGAGACAAGAUCAAUCAAAGAAUGAAGACUCUGCAGAAGUUGGUCCCAAAUUCCAGCAAGACUGAUAAGGCAUCUAUGCUGGAUGAAGUGAUAGAGUAUCUAAAACAACUUCAAGCACAAGUUAACGUAAUGAACAGGAUGAACAUGCCAUCGAUGAUUUUGCCAUUGGCAUUGCAACAACAGCAGCUUCAAAUGAUGUCAAUGAUGUCUCCCAUGGGAUUAGGAAUGAGCAUGGGAAUGCCCGGAAUGGGUGUCAUGGACAUGAACCGCGCUAACAUGGCGGCCGCCGGGAUGGCGGCGCCUCAUGUUCUUCAUCCCACCGCCUUCAUGCCACAAGCCUCAUGGGAUGGCCUUGCUGCACCUUCCUCUUCUUCCCCAAUGCCAGAUCCUUUGGCUGCAUUCUUGGCUUGCCAAUCUCAGGUAUAUUAACCUAAUUGGACUUACUUCUCAAUUUUCAGUUGUUACUUAAAACCACACACACACACAAUCAAGUCAGAAAGUCAAAAUCGUAUUAUGGAAGUCUGAAUUUGUUCUUGAUUGGAACGAUAUUUUUAUGAUCUGGUUUGAAAACUUUAUUAAAAACGAGGGAAAAACGAAAAUUGAUUAAUUUGCAUGCAAAUUGACCAAAUUAAUUUACAAUUAAUGCAGCCUAUGUCGACAAUGGAUGCUUAUGCACGGAUGGCGGCAUUGUACCAGCAAUUUCAACAAUCUCCAGGCCCUGCUCCCCAAUGAAAAUAGAUUCAUGUGAUAAAAUUUAACUUUAGUUAUGCUCAUCAAUUCUAUGCAAACUUCGGAAAAUACUAUAUUUAAGUAACCAUCAUGGUGCAUACAAAUUUAGAUAAGUAAUUACUAAUUAGUUGUCUUAUACUAUCUAUAUAUAUAUAUACAUAUGCCAAAAGUAACCAAAAACUAAGAUCUCUAUCAUUAGAUUGGAAAACUUCUGCUGAGUGUCCACUACAUAACUCAAAUAUAUGUAUGUCUAUUACGUUAAAAUUUAAACAUUUCUCGAAAACAUACAGUUCUUACGGGUGACGGAAUUCCCACCGAUGCACGUUUAUAAGGGUUUCCAUAUGUCUUCUGUAACACAACUUAUUUAUUCUUCUUUUAGUUUAUAU
This is a messenger RNA of Oldenlandia corymbosa var. corymbosa, 2378 nucleotides long. Lineage: Eukaryota; Viridiplantae; Streptophyta; Magnoliopsida; Gentianales; Rubiaceae. The record is from the annotation of a GenBank genome assembly.